AAUAACAAUAUUAUUAUGUAUUUCUAUUUUAAAUUUAAUUUGAAAAUAUAACUUAUCCUUUAUAUUUAUAUUUUCGUUUAAUAAUCAGUUGAAAAAUAUUUCUAUAUAUAUUAUUUUUUAUUUAACUUUAUUUAAACUUAUAUAAAAAAUAUAAAUUUCAUAUAUAUAUUAAAUUAU
Molecule: messenger RNA, 177 nt
Organism: Ichthyophthirius multifiliis
Lineage: Eukaryota; Ciliophora; Oligohymenophorea; Hymenostomatida
Exons: 1
Source: RefSeq, a predicted model, not a curated record